Messenger RNA from Carya illinoinensis, 861 nucleotides. Its product is annotated as ferredoxin, root R-B1-like. The record is from RefSeq and is a predicted model, not a curated record. The transcript is spliced from 2 exons. Gene Ontology annotation, cellular component: plastid. Gene Ontology annotation, biological process: electron transport chain. NCBI's taxonomy places the organism in Eukaryota, Viridiplantae, Streptophyta, Magnoliopsida, Fagales, Juglandaceae. The coding region runs from base 173 to 640 and encodes 155 amino acids. Gene Ontology annotation, molecular function: 2 iron, 2 sulfur cluster binding; electron transfer activity.
UGCAAAAGGUCACUUUCGAGAUGCAAGCAGCGACCUCUCUUCACUUUCCAUAUAUAAACCAAAAACCGCUUUAGGGUAUGCUGGGUCGCAGCUCCUUUGGACUCUCCGCUGUCAUCAACACUACUAGGAUUCUGAUCUUAAUACUCCUCUACCUCUGUUCAAGAGUAGAUAUAUGUCAAUUGUGAAUAUGUCGACGGUAAGAGUCCCUACAUCUUGCUUGCUCAAAAGUGCACCCCUGAGCAGAUCACGUGCCUUAAUUAAGACUCCAUCUUCCUUGGGUAACGUAAAGAGCGUCUCCAAAAUGUUCGGCUUGAAGUCUUCUUCUCCCUUCAAAGUAUCUGCAAUGGCUGUGUACAAGGUGAAACUGAUUGGACCAGAUGGUGAAGAGAAUGAGUUUGAAGCUCCUGAUGAUUGUUACAUCCUUGACUCUGCCGAAAAUGCUGGACUGGACUUGCCUUACUCAUGCAGGGCCGGGGCCUGCUCUACUUGUGCCGGGAAGAUGAUUUCGGGAUCAGUGGACCAAUCAGAUGGAUCAUUUCUGGAUGACAAGCAAAUGGAGGAGGGGUAUGUGCUGACCUGUGUGGCAUACCCGACUCAAGACUGCGUGAUACACACCCACAAGGAAGGCGAUCUUUACUGAGCAAUGCAAUGUGCCUCGCCUCUUGAUCACCCCAGUGGGGGAAAUUUGCCAGACUGGUGGUGUCUUUGUCAGUCCCAGAUAGUGAUGUGGCUAUUUAGUUUCCGUGAUGCUAUUUUUCUUAGUGUAUGCAGUUUGAUGUUAGAAGCACUCAGUAGUGUUUGAAGCAUUGUUUCUCUUCUUGAAUGUUGUUCAACAAUAAUGGACCGACGACUCUUUGGGUA